Messenger RNA from Vollenhovia emeryi, 6322 nucleotides. It is a transcript of the gene unc-104, whose product is annotated as kinesin-like protein unc-104. Gene Ontology annotation, biological process: microtubule-based movement. Lineage: Eukaryota; Metazoa; Arthropoda; Insecta; Hymenoptera; Formicidae. Bases 460 to 5673 code for a protein of 1737 amino acids. The record is from RefSeq and is a predicted model, not a curated record. Gene Ontology annotation, molecular function: ATP binding; microtubule binding; microtubule motor activity. The transcript is spliced from 29 exons.
CGUCCGAACUCGGCGGACGGCGGACGGCAAGGCAGUGCAGGGCGGCUCGUAAACUCGUAUACGUGGUGCGCGCGGGUGCACACGCGCUAUAAUGUCCGCCUACGUGGCCGCCGAGGUUCCCGCGGGUCGCGGAUCGUCCAGCGGCUGGCCGACGUAGUGACGUAGAGUGCCGUCGCGAGUUCCAUCGUCGUGGUCCCCGCUCGCGCUCGCCGCGCGUCUCGCUCCCUUUCCUCCGCGCGAAAGGGAAAGGAUCCCGUCUCGCGACCGAGGAGGACGUGUCCUCGGCCACCCUUUGGCAUCCCCUCGCUCGGUCUCCCCCGCCCCCUCUCCCCGGCGCUCUCCUUCCGUUCGCCGUCGAGAAGAGAGAGACGAACGAGAGGGAAUAUCGCCGUCAGCACCGCCGCUGGCUUGAUCCGACGUUAAGUUAAAAAGGGAAGAAGAGAAAAGAAUACAGGGAAAAUGUCGUCGGUUAAGGUGGCGGUGAGGGUACGGCCCUUCAACUAUCGCGAGAUCAGUCGUGAGGCACAAUGUAUCAUAGAAAUGACGGGGAGUACUACUUCCAUAGUGAAUCCGAAAGCUACGCAAGGAAGCAAAGAAGCGGUCAAGAGCUUCAACUAUGACUAUUCCUACUUUUCUAUGGACCCAAAUGACGAGAACUACUCGACUCAGCUCAUGGUUUACAAGGACAUCGGUGAAGAAAUGUUGGAACACGCUUUCGAAGGCUAUAACGUUUGCAUUUUUGCAUACGGCCAAACUGGCGCCGGUAAAUCUUACACCAUGAUGGGCAAGCAGGAAGAAGGGCAGGAAGGAAUAAUACCACAGAUCUGCAAGGAUCUGUUUAGAAAAAUCAGCUAUACGUCUAAUGAGCGAUUAAAGUAUUCGGUAGAAGUGAGUUAUAUGGAAAUCUAUUGCGAGAGGGUGCGCGAUCUGUUGAAUCCGAAAAACAGGGGAAAUCUUCGAGUGAGGGAACACCCUCUCUACGGACCCUACGUCGAGGAUCUUUCCAAGCUGGCAGUAUUGUCCUACGAAGACAUUCACGAUCUCAUAGAUGAGGGCAACAAGGCCAGGACUGUCGCAGCAACCAACAUGAACGAAACGUCUAGCAGAUCGCACGCAGUUUUCACGAUAUUCUUUACACAGCAGCAACAGGACAGUGCCACUGGUUUGAUGACGGAAAAAGUUAGCAAAAUAUCACUGGUCGAUCUGGCCGGAUCCGAGAGAGCUGAUUCGACGGGCGCGAAAGGGACACGAUUGAAAGAAGGAGCCAAUAUUAAUAAGAGUUUGACGACUCUCGGGAAGGUUAUCAGUGCCCUGGCCGAAAUUGCGGCGACGAAAAAGAAGAAGAAAGCCGAUUUUAUACCGUACAGAGACUCCGUUUUAACAUGGUUGUUGCGCGAGAACUUGGGCGGAAAUUCAAAAACUGCUAUGAUCGCGGCAGUUAGUCCUGCCGAUAUCAAUUACGAUGAGACGCUUUCAACCUUACGAUACGCGGACAGAGCGAAACAGAUCGUCUGCAAAGCCGUGGUCAACGAGGACGCAAAUGCCAGACUUAUCAGAGAACUCAAGGAGGAGAUACAGAAACUGCGGGAGCUUCUGAAGCAGGAGGGCAUCGACGUACAAGAAGGGCCAGAUGGCAAAGUUACAUACGAAAAGAGAGAUAGGGACGAAAUUAUCAGGACGAACAAGCGAAACGAGGAGGACACCAAGGAGACACGACCGAGGAUUUCUUCGCACACCACAUCCACUAUUGCCGAAGAGGCGGUCGAACAAUUGCAGGCGUCCGAGAAAUUAAUCGCGGAAUUGAACGAAACUUGGGAGGAGAAGCUGAAGCGAACCGAAUCGAUCCGCCUGCAGCGCGAGGCGGUGUUCGCCGAAAUGGGGGUCGCCGUGAAAGAGGAUGGCGUCACGGUCGGUGUUUUCUCUCCUAAGAAGACACCACACUUGGUAAAUCUGAACGAGGACCCUCUCAUGUCGGAGUGUCUCAUCUACUACAUCAAGGACGGACUCACGCGCAUCGGCAGCGCCGAAGCGCAGGUGCCCCAGGAUAUCCAGCUGUGUGGCCCGCACAUACUCAGGGAGCACUGCGUCUUCGAGAAUCACGAGGGAAUUAUAACUCUUAUACCGAAAAACGGCGCCUUGAUUUACGUCAAUGGUCGCGAGGUAACCGAGGCACUUAUCCUAACGACCGGCUCCCGUGUCAUCCUGGGGAAAAGCCACGUUUUCCGAUUUAACCACCCAGACCAAGUGCGCGAACGGAUAGCGAACGGAUCCCCGGCGGAAACUCCCGGCAAUAACGAACCGUUAGCGGACUGGAAUUUCGCGCAGGUCGAGCUAUUAGAGAAACAGGGUAUCGAUCUAAAGGCUGAAAUGGAUAAGAGACUGCUCGUACUAGAGGAACAGUUCCGUAAAGAGAAGGAGGAAGCUGAUCAACUGUUCGAAGAGCAGCGAAAGAGCUACGAAGCGCGGAUAGACGCGCUGCAGAGGCAGGUGGAGGAACAAAGUAUGACAAUGUCUAUGUAUAGCAGUUACACGCCAGAGGACUUCAAUAACAUCGAGGAGGAUAUUUUCGUCAACCCAUUGUUUGACGCAGAGAGCAACUGGACGGAGAGAGAGUUUCAACUGGCCGCUUGGGCCUUCCGCAAGUGGAAAUAUCAUCAAUUCACGAGUUUACGGGACGAUCUUUGGGGCAACGCGAUAUUCCUUAAAGAGGCUAAUGCUAUAUCCGUUGAACUAAAAAAGAAGGUCCAAUUCCAAUUCACCUUGCUCACCGACACCCUUUAUUCGCCCCUACCUCCGGAUCUUUUGCCCGCUAUGGACGAAGAAGAGGAGGACGAGAGACCAUUCCCACGCACGAUCGUCGCCGUUGAGGUUCAAGAUACGAAAAAUGGUGCUACGCAUUACUGGACGUUGGACAAACUAAGGCAAAGGCUGGAGCUGAUGCGCGAGAUGUAUCACAACGAGGCCGAGCUCUCACCUACGUCGCCGGACUUCAAUAUCGAAUCCAUCACGGGGGGCGAUCCGUUUUACGACCGAUUUCCGUGGUUCCGCAUGGUCGGCAGAGCUUUCGUAUACCUGAGCAACCUCAUGUACCCGGUGCCACUAAUCCACAAAGUGGCCAUCGUGAACGAAAAGGGCGACGUCAAGGGUUACUUGCGAGUCGCCGUACAGGCCGUAGUCGAAGAGGAAAACAGCGAAUACUCAAGUGGCGUGAGACAAUCGGCACGAAUCUCCUUCGAGGACGACUUGUUCGGCGGGCACAAGCACAACAAACGCAGCUCGCUUCUGGCUCAGACUCUAGAGAAGAAUCGGCAGAUCAUGCUGCACGAGGAACGCGUGGUCGAGGGGCACAACGAGAUCAAUCAGAAGGACAUGAAGGACGAGGACGACAUAGGAGACGCCGACAGCGGCAGGGGCGACAGCUCGGUCUCGAGCGACAUGAAGGAGGAAGAGCUGCCGGAUCACUUGCAGCCCGGUGCAGAAUUCACUUUCAGGGUAACGGUCCUACAAGCUAUGGGUAUCUCCACGGAGUACGCUGACAUUUUCUGUCAGUUCAACUUCCUACAUCGACACGACGAAGCUUUCUCGACGGAGCCGGUGAAGAACACGGGCAAGGGUAAUCCACCCGGAUUUUAUCACGUACAGAACAUUACAGUCACGGUUACGAAAUCCUUCUUGGAAUAUCUGAAGACUCAACCUAUCGUCUUCGAAGUGUUCGGUCAUUAUCAGCAGCAUCCGUUGCACAAGGACGCGAAACUGGAAUACAGCGUACGACAGCCACCGAAGAGAAUGCUUCCGCCAUCCAUACCGAUCAGCCAGCCGGUUCGUUCGCCGAAAUUUGGGAGCGUCCUGCCGUCUCCCAGCACGUCGCACGUGCACGCCAAGUACGACGUGCUGGUGUGGUUCGAGAUCUGCGAGUUGGCACCGAACGGCGAGUACGUGCCGUCGGUGGUGGACCACAGCGACGAUCUGCCGUGUCGCGGACUGUUCCUGCUCCACCAGGGCAUACAACGGCGUAUACGAAUCACCAUUGUGCACGAGCCGGCUUCCGAAUUGAGGUGGAAGGACGUGCGCGAGCUCGUGGUCGGCCGCAUUCGUAACACCCCGGAACCCGAGGAGGAGGACAACGACUCGUCCGUGCUCUCGCUGGGUCUGUUCCCGGGCGAGUACCUCGAGAUUCCCGGCGACGAUCGAACCAUGUUCAGAUUCGAGGCAGCCUGGGACAGCUCCCUGCACAACUCGGCCCUGCUCAAUCGAGUCACGUCUUACGGGGAGCAAAUCUUUAUGACCAUCUCCGCAUAUCUUGAGCUGGAGAAUUGUGGAAGACCUGCGAUUAUCACGAAAGAUCUGAGCAUGAUCAUCUACGGAAGGGACGCAAGGGUCGGGCCACGCUCGCUCAAGCAUCUGUUUAGCGGCAGCUAUCGCAAUCAGGAGGCGAAUCGGCUCAGCGGCGUUUACGAACUGGUGCUACGCCGUUCUUCGGAAGCAGGUAGCCCAGGAGUUCAAAGGCGUCAGCGACGCGUCUUGGACACGAGCUCCACGUACGUCAGAGGCGAGGAGAAUCUACACGGAUGGAGACCGCGUGGAGACAGUCUCAUAUUUGAUCAUCAGUGGGAGCUCGAAAAGUUGACGAGGCUGGAGGAAGUUGAGAGAGUGCGGCACACGUUGCUGCUGCGGGAGAAGCUCGGCAUUGACAAAGUACCGUUCUGCAAUAAACCUCUGCACGAUUUCACAAAGAGCGAAAAGGAUGUGUGUAAUAUGGUGGCAAAGGCCACGAAUGAGCCGCAUGCCAGCCCGGUGAAGCUGAACCGUUCAACGAGUACGAAAGACGUUUACGAACCCUGGGAGAUGACCGAGAAGGAGCGCGAGUUGGCGACCAAGUACAUUAAACUCAUCCAGGGACGAAUCAAGGAGCCGAUAUUGCUCACCGACGUUUCGCCCGGGGAAGACACCAUAACCGAUCUGUCCGCGUCUAUGAUGUCCUCGGUCAUAUCGUCCUCGUCUCAAGAGUCAGUAUAUGCGAGAGCUAGCGAUUUGUUAGAGCAGGCUGCUGGUAUAGUAGUAUGGAGCAGGUCUAAGUCGUGCCUCCUUAGGUUGAGCUCGCCGGAGAGGGCUAGACUGCAAGAGCUUCAGGAGAGUAUAUUGGCGAGCGAGUCGGCUAAUCAGACCUGCACUGUCGCGCCGCCGCCGCUCGGAUCGUCCUCGCCGUCGAAGGAGAACCUGGUGCUGUACGUGCCGGAGGUGGAGGAGAUACGCAUUAGCCCGGUCAUCGCGCGGAAGGGCUACUUGAAUGUUCUCGAGCACAAGACCAACGGCUGGAAGAAACGCUGGGUGGCCGUCCGCCGACCGUACGUUCUCAUUUUCCGGGAGGAGAAAGAUCCCGUUGAAAGGGCAUUAAUUAAUUUAGCUACAGCUCAAGUUGAAUACUCCGAGGAUCAGUUGGCCAUGGUAAAAGUGCCGAACACCUUCAGUGUUGUCACCAAACACAGGGGAUACUUACUGCAGACUUUAGGCGAUAAGGAGGUCUACGAUUGGCUGUAUGCGAUUAAUCCUCUUCUAGCUGGUCAAAUUAGGUCAAAGCUCGCCCGCAAGGGUCCGGCUGCCCCGAAUCUGAGCAACGGCGCGCCGAUUGGACUGACACCGCAGCUGGAGCAGCAGAGCAAUCAGACCAAGUGAGUGGUCGACACUAUGGCCGGGGUAAAGAGUGCAAUAGCUAAGGCGUCGGAAAGAAUGCUGUAUUGGUCACACUCGGCCUUAGAGUCCCAAGACUUCUGUAACUUUCGAUUCCCGCUAGUCUUUGAUUGACCGGGCGAUGGCGAAGCUGUCCCUUGAGACCACUCCAUGAUCGGCGGCAUAUAAUAUCGACGUUUUACUUUACACAGCGUCCCCUUAGCACGUUAUAGGGCAGUCAGAGCAGGGUGAAGGAGAAGGCAGGGAAGAUAGUGCUCGUCUUUCGAAGAAGUUACAAAUGCGCGUACAAAUUCAUUCGGUUACACUGUACUGAGAAAAAAAAAUGCGUUUUCGAGUCUCUCCGUACAUUUCGAACUUGCAUUCGAAAUGCCCCCCACGUCGACGAGACACGAGGUCGCGCGCGCGCGCGCGCGCGAAUGUUUUCCGUUGAACUCUCAUUUCCGUGAUGCGUAUACGCGACGUAAUUACGCGAUGCUCUUACGCGACGUGUGAGGAAGAUAGAAAAUGCAUUUAUGCCUAAUAAACAUAUUCCUAAGACGAUCACUGAAAAUCGGGAUAAGGAAUACAUGUUAUAAAUAUAUCUGUAGAGGAGAAAGUGUGCAAGAGAGGGAGAGAAAGAGAACAAUAAAAAGAG